Molecule: messenger RNA, 357 nt
Organism: Aspergillus pseudoviridinutans
Lineage: Eukaryota; Fungi; Ascomycota; Eurotiomycetes; Eurotiales; Aspergillaceae
Exons: 2
Coding region: 1-357 (118 amino acids)
Source: RefSeq, a predicted model, not a curated record
AUGUCUCACUUGUCUGCGUCGCCUUCUCUGUUGGUCAGCCUGGUCCUUAUUCGGGAACCAUGUAUCAAGUUCACGGGUUACGGAAAUAUCGAGCUGUUCCUGGCAUUGGAGUGGACGAGAGAGCUUGAAACUGCGGGAUACAAAAGCGUUGGAGAGACGUGGGUGCCCGCCCCGGACAUAGACCAAGAACUGCAUACGCGACGAGCUCUUAUGGAACGAUGGGCCUCUGCGGACCAGAGCAUUCGUGAUGGUUAUGUUCUCCGCGCGCAGUCUCAGCCGCGGAGGAUGCAGUGUCCCGCAACCCUCCUAGAUCAGCACCAUCUCCACCGAUUCAUUUGCACAGCUCCCGUGGACUGA